UGCUAAUUGCUCCAUUAUCUCCCGUGACCUGUGACAUCAGUCGGAGCGGCAUUGCAAGGUGAUCGCCGUGAUAAUCGCGCCAGUUUCUCCAUUGGCGCUGGUUUCCUGUUACAGUUUCUCUCCAGCUGGUCGCCGCGGAGGACACGAUACAAGAUGCCCGGCAAGACCUCGGAGCAGGACAUCUGCCAAUCGGUUCUGACUUUUGUCACUGACGGCGCGUAUCCUUCUUCCGAGAAGGUCGUUGCAGCGGAGUUCCCUGUUUCGCUUCUAUCAAAGGAAUUGGAACUGCUCUCCAAAGCGAGGGAACAAGUUGAAGCCGAAAUCAACUCUCUUAGCCGCGAGAAUAAUUUCGACGCCGACGACUGGAUCUCUCAGGCGAAACAGCUCCAUGCGGACAUUGAGCGCUCCAGGGUCACGGCCCGGGAGAUUGUGAAGCAACAUGAGGACACCACCCCUCUGCAAUUGAGGGUGGAGGAUGCCGCUGCUAAGGUCGGACUGAUUGAGACUGAAAUCGCUUUCAACCAGGCGGUGACUAGUGCCCUCGAGGAAGUGCAGGGACUCUGUCGGCAACUGGAAGAUGGCCGUUUAGCGCUCGGAGAGGGUCGGAUUAUGGCGGUGAUCGACACGCUGGAGGCAGCUGAACUGGCUAUGAAACAGAAUGACCAUUUCGCGAACACAAACGUCUUACAUAUAUUGCUGGAGAAUGUCGCUGGCCUGCGGAAGCAGAUUGUGGAUGUCCUUCAUUCUCAAUGGAAUGAGCAGCUCAAGGUUGACAAGCGGGAAGGGCAGUUGUUGGUCCAGAAGGACGGCAAGCGCCUCGAAGAAACAAUCGCGGCAUUGAACAGAAUGGAGAUAUUCCCAUCUGCCAGAGACAAGUUCGCAAAGGACAUAAUGGUGGCUUUACUAGAUCCAGUCUUGCUGCGUGGGGACGGUGGUCAAAGCCGUGGGAUUCGUCUCUCUGAAUCGUCAGUUCAAGUCGAAUCGCGGUCAUCUCAGGCCUCCGUUCCAGACGUUCUCGAUCACGUAGCCAACCUUCUCGGCUUCUUGCGACAGGCUGUACCAGCCUCCGUGGUCGAUUCAUUUUCUGAUUUGCUCAUUCCAGCAUUGUCUUCAAAGAUGGUUCAUUCGUGGCUAUCUCCGUCGAUACCCGUCGAGCUAGAAGGACUCAGAAAUUUCGAGCGCAUCCUGGAUGGCGUUAUGAAAUUCACUAGAUCGGUAGAGGGCCUUGGCUGGCAUGGCCAUGAAGAGCUUGUUUCGUGGGUGAACCAAGCCUCUCGACUCUGGCUUGCCAAGCGGAGAGUCAACUCCCUAGACCAAGUUCGCAAAGUUCUCGCUGCGAGUCAAGGCACCACUGAACAGGUGGAAAAGGUCGAAGUGGAGAUGGUUUCUGAAAAAGAUGAAACAGUCUUGGAGAACGCCCCAGCCGACGAUUGGGAUGCCAGUUGGGAUGACGACAAUGAAGGUGAAACCGAAGGCAAGGUAUCUAAAGGUCAAGACGAGGAAGAAGAUGUGAGCGCAUGGGGGCUUGACGAUGAUGACACUGCGGACCAAGACUCAAAGACUCAAACAGGUGCUCCCGCUGACGAUGACGCCGGGGAUGCCUGGGGUUGGGGAGAUGACGAUGAUGAAGUUCAGCCCGUAAACCAGCCACAGCCCGGCAAACCGCAAUCUGGUCGCCCUGUUCAUGGCAAAAAUGGAACGCAGCCCAAACCCUCGAGGGAGGUUACUCUGACAGAAAGAUACACUAUCACAGAUAUACCUCAUUCUAUCUUGGAUAUCAUCAAACAACAGAUCCUUGAUUCUCAGGCUAUUACUCGACCCGAACACUCACAUUCGCGCGUUGUAUCGUCUGGAACGGGGUUGCUUGCCCUUCCAACCUUGAUCCUGGCCAUGUUUAAAGCGACUGCGUCAUCCUUUUAUGACCAUAAACUCAAUGCCGGUCAGAUGUAUCUAUACAAUGAUACCCAGUUUCUUACCGGUGAACUGCGUGCAAUCAUGGAGGAGCAUCAGCUCACACGGCUACAAGGUGACAUUGACGCGAUGGAAAAAUUUGGCAAAUUCGCAUACAGCAAAGAGAUGCAGACUCAGCGCACCAUUGUGACCGACCUACUCGACGGCGCCCAAGGGUUUGCACAAUGUUCUGAACAACCAUACCUGGGCGAGUGUGAGAAUGCGGUCGCUGCCACCGUUGACAGAAUUCGUGGUGUUUAUGCGGAAUGGCAGCCAAUUCUAUCCCAUUCAGCACUACUACAAUCAGUCGGCUCAUUGGUCUCGACUGUGAUUAGCAAAAUGAUCAUUGAAAUCGAGGACUUGGGUGACAUCUCAGAGCCUCAGUCGCAGCGACUGGUAUCGUUUUGCAACCAGGUUUCAAAGCUGGAAGAUCUGUUCAUGCCCGAAGCCAAUGACAACACUGAGCGUGUACCCAUGACAGCCGUCUACGUGCAAACUUGGCUGAAAUUCCAAUAUCUCAUCAAUAUUCUUGAGAGCUCACUGGCCGACAUUAGGUUCCUCUGGGUUGAGGGUGAACUGCGCCUGGAGUUUUCACCCGAAGAAGUGAUCGAUUUGAUUGAGGCUCUGUUUGCUGAAUCCGAAUAUCGACGAAAAGCGAUCGCGGACAUCCGACGAGAAUCGAGGGGUUAGUGGAUGGAUUUGAGUUGCAGAGGAAUUUAUGUAUAUAACAAAUCGAGUAUCUACGCCAUUGGCGCAAUGUUUGUUUGUAGAUCUUCUGUUAUCAGCAUCAAGGCGG
Molecule: messenger RNA, 2746 nt
Organism: Aspergillus homomorphus CBS 101889
Lineage: Eukaryota; Fungi; Ascomycota; Eurotiomycetes; Eurotiales; Aspergillaceae
Exons: 4
Coding region: 154-2640 (828 amino acids)
Biological process (GO): mitotic spindle assembly checkpoint signaling; endoplasmic reticulum to Golgi vesicle-mediated transport
Cellular component (GO): RZZ complex
Source: RefSeq, a predicted model, not a curated record